GGAGCUGCACUUUGCCGACGAGCAUCUCUGCCGCUACAGUCAUCACAUCCCUCCCCCCCUCCCUCCCUCCCAGGAUCUGCAAGAAAAAAAGAGAAAUACACCGCGACUUCUCUGGAAAGAAAAAAAGGCAAGAGUUCAUCCAUGUGACUCCGGUCUGUCCGAAACUGCGCCAUUUACCUGGAUAAGUCCAUCCCGAGGAGAAGAGACUGCCCAAGAGAGACCGAGACCAGCGCGACGGGACUGUCGACGUAACAGAAUCGCGAAGGACAAGAGAAGAUGAUUGUCAAGCUGCACCUGAUCUUCACCCUGUACAGCCUCUGUGCCAGCGUCUUUAAAGUGGCUGGGACAAAAAGCAAAGCCAAAGGAAGCCAAGGUCAGUUCCCCAUAACUCAGAAUGUGACGGUGGUGGAGGGGGGCACAGCCAACAUGACCUGCCGUGUGGAUUACAAUGAUAACACUUCCCUCCAGUGGUCAAACCCUGCACAACAGACCCUGUUCUUUGGGGACAAGAAAGCUUUGAGGGACCACAGGAUUGAGCUGGUACGAGCCUCAUCACAGGAGCUCAUCAUCAGAAUCAGUGACGUCCUUCUGUCAGACGAGGGCCAGUACACCUGCUCGCUCUUCACCAUGCCUGUCAAGACCACCAAGGCCUUUCUCACUGUUCUGGGAGUGCCAGGACGACCAGACAUCACAGGAUUCACCAAGCCGGCCAUGGAGGGAGACGUACUCACACUGACGUGCACCGCACCGGGCAGCAAACCAGCUGCUAAUAUCCGAUGGUUCCGAAAUGACAAGGAGGUCCAAGGUACUAAGGAAGUAAAUGCCACAGGAAAAUCCUUUGCAGUUAGGAGUAGCCUCCAGUUCCAGGUGGACAGGCGGGAAGAUGGCGUCGCCUACACCUGCAGCGUGGAGCACGUGUCCCUGCCGAACCCUUACAUGACUACUGAGGUCCUGGAGGUCCACUAUGCUCCCCAUCUUGAGAUCACGCAUUCACUGAUUAUUCCCCAGGAAGGACAAUACUUCAAAUUGGAGUGUGUGUCAAUAGGCAACCCGAUACCUGAACCUGUGCUGUGGUCUAAAGAUGGGGGAGAGCUGCCAGACAUUGAGCGUAUGAUAGUGGAGGGCAGGGAACUAACCAUCACCACACUUAAUAAAACAGACAAUGGCACAUACCGUUGCGAAGCCAGCAACCACCUGGGGACCAGCAGCGCUGAAUACGUACUGUUUGUAUAUGCCAAAGACUUUCCAUGGCCUACAACAGAUCCGAAUGCUUUUGCACAACAUGGACCUGACCACGCUUUAAUUGGCGGUGUUGUUGCAGUCGUUGUCUUCAUCACCUUGUGUCUGAUAAUAGUUCUUGGACGCUAUCUGGCCAGACAUAAAGGGACGUAUCUAACACACGAGGCCAAGGGAGCGGAGGAUGCCCCAGACGCAGACACGGCCAUCAUCAAUGCCGAGGGAAACCAUGUGCAUGCAGAGGAAAAGAAAGAGUACUUCAUUUAGACUUUUUUUUCUCCUUUUACUUUGUUUCAUCACAGCUUUUGACAGCAAACAUGCAAAUUAAACUGCCUGAGCGUAACUGUAUGAUCUGUUUCACUUUACUUAUUAUUAUUUUGAAAGCUGUUUGGUUACACUCUUUUUUAAGCUGACAAUACAGCUUUCUUCUUUUGGAAUCAAUGUAGACCUUCCACAAUUACAUUAUUUAAAUUUCAGUUUUAAGGUGCCUAAAUGAUGUAUAUAUUUCUGCAUUUCUUCCAUUGCUUGAAUUUGGGUUUUUUUUCUUACCUAACUUGUUUUACAACAUUUUGCAGAUGAAACAGGAAAUGUAUUUCAACUCAAUUGGGAUUCCAUUCUAGAUAUGGCAAUUAUAAAAUUGACCAGACAUUUUGACAAGAAAAAACAUUGAAGCACAAUCUAUGUGAUUGUCUGUAUUAUUCCCUCCUUGUCUGUAUAUUUCUGAAUUGAUUUACUUUCAGUUUUCACUGCUGCUGUUGAUUUGUACCAACAGAGAACAAGUCCGAAAAUGUAAGCACAAAGUCUGAGGACUAAUAUGGAGGAGAAAUGCACCUAAUGUUUCUUGUCUCAGGACUCAAUAUGAGUCAAGAUGAAAAGAUUGUGUCAGGUGAUGGUGAUGAAGAUUUCAGUACACUUGCAGUUAAAUUCAUGGAUGAAGAACAUUACAUUUGUUUGUGAUUUGAUGUAAAAACCUAACUGAAUAAGUGGAACCUUGUGGGGGUUCAUUAUUUAUGUUAACUUUUAUUGAACAACUAUGCUCUAUGUGUGGAUAUUGCUGUAAAAUACUUUGCUAACGUGAAUAUUGGUGAACAAUACUUGUUGAAUCUGGAGAUCCCUGACAUAUUACAAUUUGUAUAUUAGCACAUACAGUAUUUAAAGUAUUCCACGAGUCUUAAUUUCUUUCUCAUUUAUCUAAGAGUUUGUUUUAAUAGGUGGUGUGUAAAUAAUGUGUAAGUAUUCAAUUUUAGUAAAAGAUAAAACUCAGAUUUUUUAAAUUUCAGGUCUAAUCAGUUCCCAGCACUUCCAAAUUUGUUUCCCAAUUUGGAAGACUUUAUUUCAAACAGGGAUUCGAACGAAUUGCUUAAAAUUAAUAAAAAAUAUUCUGGUCAAUAUAUGUAUUUAUUAUUAUGAUUGAUUGAAGUUUAUUAUAUGAUACUAUAUUAAUUGAUAUUAUUGCUGUUAUUACAAAGGUAGUAGUCUGACAUUAACUUUUUAAUUCUGUAUUUAUCAUUAAAAAAACAACACAAGGAUCACCGUUAUGGCCUUUGAGUUUGCUGCAAACAGUACUAAUGUUGAGGCAUUGGUGAAUCAGACAUGUCCUCACUGUAUAUAGUCACUGUAUCAAAGACAUUGAAACACAUUGCCAAUGCUCAUAAAUGUUCUUUUGUUAGUUUGGUAUGAUGCUAUAAAUAACUCAUUUUGUACAGAGUUUUAAUUGCUGUAAUUAAUUUGCUUUUUAUGGGGGAUGUGUGAGGUUUGCUUUUAUCUUAGUAUUGAAUAUUCAUUUUCCAACUAUGCCACUGUAAAAAAAAGAAAAAGAAAAAGAGAGACAAAGUGCGGAUUAAAAUAUGAACAAUUUGAAAACUGACAUUUUAUUGUGACUAGAUUUGUGCUUUGAAAUCUGCUCCAGAGUAAUGCUUUUUUUCCUGUAAAUUACAGCUCUAUUACGUACAGUCACAAUAUGAGUGCAUCUCUGCGGUAAUAUUAAAGGGGCAUGUGUUGAUGUACAGCCCUAUGA
Molecule: messenger RNA, 3253 nt
Organism: Gasterosteus aculeatus aculeatus (three-spined stickleback)
Lineage: Eukaryota; Metazoa; Chordata; Actinopteri; Perciformes; Gasterosteidae
Product: cell adhesion molecule 2
Biological process (GO): homophilic cell-cell adhesion
Source: RefSeq, a predicted model, not a curated record